Saccostrea echinata is the source of this 2036-nucleotide messenger RNA. Its product is annotated as receptor-type tyrosine-protein phosphatase alpha-like. Bases 9 to 1901 code for a protein of 630 amino acids. Gene Ontology annotation, molecular function: protein tyrosine phosphatase activity. Gene Ontology annotation, biological process: protein dephosphorylation. The record is from RefSeq and is a predicted model, not a curated record. NCBI's taxonomy places the organism in Eukaryota, Metazoa, Mollusca, Bivalvia, Ostreida, Ostreidae. The transcript has 12 exons.
UUAAACAGAUGAGGGGGAAUUCUCUAACCCUCACCAGAAGAGAUCAGGGAGUAUUACGACUGUAUGAAUUCUCUUUUAAAGACUGUAACGAAAGCCAUUACGGUGAAAAUUGCAAAAAUUGCAAUAAAUCCUGCAGAACUUGCGACCCUGCAAGUGGCUUCUGCUUGACUUGUGCUAAUUCUUCCUGGUACGGUAAAUCCUGUGAUAAAAAUUGCCCAUAUAACUGUUCAGAUGGAAAGUGUGACAUAAAUAAUGGAGUUUGCAGCUCAUGUUAUCCAGGAUAUUAUGGACAAACGUGUAAACCUUGUAAAAUUGGAUGGCAUGGUGUAAAUUGCAACAAGUCUUGUAGUGAGAAGUGUAGAGGAGAUUGUGAAAAGGAAACAGGCGCUUGUUAUAAAUGUAAAUCAGAGCUCUUCAAACCGCCAUCUUGUUUGAAAUGCAUCGAAUCCAUUUCUAAGUGUUUGAGUUGCGAUAAAUGUGAUGUUUGUGAUAGAAGUCAGAGAUGGGAUAAUUGUCCGAAUAGAGUUGUCACGAACUGUUCAGACUGUAGGGGUAUCAAUUGUACAUCGUGUUCGAAAAAGUCAUGUGAUAUAAAUGUGAAUAAGACUUGCACUUCAUGCCCUAAUAUAUGCGUAUUGUUUAAUAAAACAAUGAUUGGCACCACAACAAUCAACACAUCUUCUCAAAGUCUAAUGAAUUCUGGAAACAAAGAAAAGAAUGACCUAUUAUUGGCAGUACUGUUUGGAAUGAUAAUUUUGGUACUGCUUCUUAUUCUUCUACUGAUCAAAAGAUUGAAAUUAUUAAGAAAAUCAGAGAUCGUUAGAGCCUUAGAUUCUCAGGAGAAUGGACCUAGAGAAGAGCAGCCAUUAAACCAUGUUGUACCACAGCACAUUCUGGGGAACGAGGCCAACACGAUAUUUCUCGAAGAAAUAACUCAGGCAGACGACAUUGUCAUUGAUGAAAUUCAAAGACUAGAUGUGGAGUAUACUAAUACCAUAGCUCAUAGGAUCCCAGUGGACAAAUUCAUUGAGUACCACAGCAUCAGACGUGAAAACAACGUCUUUGAGGAAGAAGAAUUCGCGAAAAUACCGACUGGGCUAAUGGAACUAUACACAGAGGCUGUAAAGAAAGAGAACAUUUCUAAGAACCGCUAUAGAUACGUAUAUCCUUAUGAUUUUUGUCGGGUUGUACUUAGCACUUCCGAAGGACAAGGAAGAAAUGACUAUAUUAAUGCUUGUUAUGUCGAGGGUAUUAAAGGAAAUCCUACCUAUAUUGCAGCCCAGGGACCAUUUACUCCCGCAACAUUGGUUGAUUUCUGGAGGAUGAUUUGGCAGGAAAACAGUUCAAGAAUUGUGAUGCUAACAAAUUUAUUUGAAGGCGAUCAUAUGAAAUGCCUUAAGUACUGGCCUGAGGAAGAGGAUAAGUUUGGUGAUAUUGUGAUUCGAUUGGAAUCUCAGGACAAUUAUGAAAACUAUACAAUUAGACACCUGGUUGUGCAGCAGGUCGGGGGUGAGGAUGAAAAUCCAAACGAAGUAAUUAAAAAAGUGACCCAGUUUCACUUUACUGGUUGGCCUGAUUGUGGAGUUCCGUUCGAUGUUGAUAGUCUCCUCUGCUUUCGGGAUCUUGUGAAAAAUGACCGACCUGAAGCUGACGGUCCAAUAAUUGUUCAUUGCAGCGCGGGUAUAGGGAGAACGGGGACCUUCAUUGCUCUGGAUUAUUUGUUGGAGGAAGGAUCUGCAAUGGAGAGUGUGGAUAUCAUCAACUGUGUCUCCAAACUCAGACAGCAAAGGGCGCAUUCCAUACAAACUAAGGCGCAGUACAUCUUUCUCUAUGACGCACUUGCACAGGGAUUGAAGAAUAUUAGAAGAAAGUCAUUAUAUCAACUUGUCGAUGAAAUUUGAAACCACGUCGCUUUUUUUUUUAACCAGGGACGUUCGUUCUACUUAUGUCCUCCAAAUGUGUUUCAUUAAUUGCUUUUUUUUUUGUACUUGAAACUUGAUUGCAAAUAUACAUAUUAUGCUUAAUUUGCAUAUUUA